AUGGUUAAAAUAGAAAAACUUAAAGAUGAGUUUUGUUCGAAAAUUUAUGAUUUUUCCGCUGAAAAUUUUAUAGAAGAAUUAAUAACGAAUGGAAAUAAAAUCAAUUGUGAUGAAACAUCAACAUCUUUUAAUAAAAAUAUGGGUAUACCUUGGUUUUACAACGAAAAAUUGUUUAAGAGGAGUUGGAAGUCUCUUUUAGAAGUACGAAACAAGCAUAAAAUAGCCAGUAAGCGUUCUUGUGCCGCUGGGCUUAAAGGAAUUACCCAGUACCAAAUGGCUUUAACACAGUUUGGUUUUAUGGGAAUGGCUUUAACAAAAAAAGAAAAUGUUGGAAUACAUGAAGCAACUGAGGAAGAAUGGAAAUCGUUUAUACAUGUUUGGAGGGUUUUUGGACAUGUAAUGGGAAUUGAAGACAGGUAG
Molecule: messenger RNA, 420 nt
Organism: Brassicogethes aeneus
Lineage: Eukaryota; Metazoa; Arthropoda; Insecta; Coleoptera; Nitidulidae
Source: the annotation of a GenBank genome assembly